Molecule: messenger RNA, 2236 nt
Organism: Ostrea edulis (European flat oyster)
Lineage: Eukaryota; Metazoa; Mollusca; Bivalvia; Ostreida; Ostreidae
Product: U4/U6.U5 tri-snRNP-associated protein 2-like
Exons: 15
Coding region: 168-2057 (629 amino acids)
Biological process (GO): protein deubiquitination; mRNA processing; spliceosomal complex assembly
Molecular function (GO): cysteine-type deubiquitinase activity; zinc ion binding
Source: RefSeq, a predicted model, not a curated record
AGGCGGUGACCUAAUUCAAGUGAUGCUUCAUUUGUCGGUGUUAGGGCCGUUUAAACAGCGAUAGCAUCGUAUGAAUCAUGAUCUAUUUGUAAAUAAUCUUCCGAUAACUGAAUCCUCCCGUCUUGGAAGAUAGAUCAGCAAAAAAAAGUUUUAAGAGGAAUAAAAACAUGGCGGAAAAAGAAGCCUCCAACGACCACGAUACGACAGAUAAUCCGAUAAAAGGCAUACUAAAGCGAAAAAAGAAGGAAGAAGAAAAAGAUGAAAAUCCAAUAAGAUCGAUUCUCAAAAAAUCAAGAGCGUCAAGUGGAGAUGACAAGGAUACAAGCGCUCCACAACCCCGGAGUAUUCUUAAAAAGAAAUCUGACAAUGCAACACCAGAGUCGAAGAGCACUGAAGAUGAAUCAAAUAGUAAAAUCUCGCCGAUAAAAGUAAAGGUUGAAAAAGAUUCCCUUUCUGAGACGACCCCAAAAUCAGAGGGAGGGAGACCUAGAAAGAGCCGGACCAAGGGAGAGAAAUCAUCACCCCUCCCGACAGCUCCUAUUAAACUAGAUGUCGAGGACGACGACGACGAUUAUGAGGCCGUCCAGGAUCCUAAAGUUGACAGAAGUCGAUCCUGUCCUUACCUCGAUACAAUCAACAGAUCUGUUCUGGACUUUGAUUUUGAGAAGCUCUGCUCUGUGUCAUUGUCACAUAUCAAUGUGUAUGCAUGUUUGGUGUGUGGGAAGUACUUUCAAGGUCGAGGUAAACUCUCUCAUGCGUACACCCACAGUGUCCUGGAAAGUCAUCAUGUAUUUUUGAAUUUAUUGACCCAGAAAUUUUAUUGCCUGCCAGACAACUAUCAAAUCAUUGACUCGUCUCUAGAUGACAUUAUCUAUGUGUUAAAUCCCACGUUUCGUGAUGAACACAUUGCAUCUCUAGAUUGUAGCAGCAAACUAUCAAGAGCUUAUGAUGGAAUGACGUACCUACCAGGUAUUGUUGGAUUGAACAACAUUAAAGAGAAUGACUACUGUAACGUGAUCUUACAGGCAUUGUCACAUGUGACACCACUUAGAAAUUUCUUUUUACAAGAAGAAAGCUACAAAAAAAUCAAGAGGCCACCGGGGGACCAGAUGUGUUUUGUUGUUCAGAGAUUUGGAGAACUCCUCCGGAAGCUGUGGAAUCCAAGAAAUUUCAAAGCUCAUGUCAGCCCACAUGAAAUGUUACAAGCAGUCGUCCUUUGCAGUAAAAAGAAAUUUCAAAUCACAGAGCAAGGUGAUGCGCUGGACUUCAUGUCAUGGUUUUUGAAUGCUCUUCAUCUAGCAAUGAAUGGAACCAGAAAACUAAACAGCACCAUUAUCAACAAAACUUUCAGAGGGAAAAUGAAAGUGUACACAAGAAAAGUCUUGCCCAUUGAUUUGAAAGAUGAAGACAAAGAGAAGCUGCUCUUGACAGAUGAAUUCAGAGAACACAUGGAGGAGAUCCCCUGGUUGUAUUUGACCUGUGACCUUCCCCCUCCUCCUCUGUACCCAGAUGAACUACAGGAGAAUAUCAUUCCUCAGAUUCCAUUUGCUACACUUCUGACAAAGUUUAAUGGUGUCUCAGAGAAGGAGUAUAAAACUCACAAAGACUCUCAGCUGAAGAGAUUCCAGAUCACCAGAUUACCUAACUUUGUCAUCAUUUUCAUCAAGAGAUUCACCAAGAAUUACUUCAUUAAAGAAAAAAAUCCUACCAUUGUCAACUUUCCCAUCAAAAACAUUGAUUUUGGAGAUUUGUUGGCGCCAGAACACCGAGUUUUACACAAAAACACAACAUAUGAUCUGAUGGCCAAUGUUGUACAUGACGGUGAACCAGAGCACGGAAAGGGAACAUACAGAGUCCACGUCCUACACAAGGGUACACAGAAAUGGUAUGAGAUGCAAGAUCUUCAUGUGAUAGACAUCCUGCCUCAGAUGAUUCCCCUAUCAGAAAGCUACAUUCAGAUAUUUGAAUUGAGGAAAGAUAUCCCAAAUCCUGUGUUCGGCAAGAACCCCGAGGAAUUGACCACACAGCAGACAGACGCCAUGGAACUAGACAAGUGACCACUGGACAAAUGACCGCAUCCCGAAAUCACAACAGAACGAGACUGGACUCCGAGAUGUGAGGGGACAGUGUUAAAUAGACCUUUAGACAUGUGUAAAACAUUGUAAUGUAUUGUAUCAUCUACAAUUAAAACACAUGGGCGUAUUACAAUCCGAGUUUUAUUGCCGGGGUCAUUCAA